Messenger RNA from Saccostrea cuccullata (small rock oyster), 2866 nucleotides. Its product is annotated as serine/threonine-protein phosphatase 6 regulatory ankyrin repeat subunit B-like. The coding region runs from base 1037 to 2866 and encodes 609 amino acids. Lineage: Eukaryota; Metazoa; Mollusca; Bivalvia; Ostreida; Ostreidae. The record is from RefSeq and is a predicted model, not a curated record. Gene Ontology annotation, molecular function: protein binding. The transcript has 4 exons.
ACAUUUGUACAACAAUUCCUCGUCCAACAAAAGGUUGGGGUGGGAACUCGAUGCCGUCUGUAGGAGAAACAACGAUAGGUGAUGAUAUUGAAAGGAUCAGGAUGAUAAGAAACAACAUGUUUGGACACAUAAGCUCGGCUUCUACCUCACAGUCAGAGUUCGAUGACACAUGGCAAAUAAUAACUGAUGUCUGCCAAAGACUGCAAACGUACACAAAGAGAGACUAUAUGUCUGGCGUGAUUAAUAUUCAAAGUCAGGCGUUAGAAGAGGAAAAUGAAAAAGCCAUAAUUGAAAACCUUGAAGCUGAUUACAAAAGUAAUACAGAUCUUAUGAAAAAGAUGUCUUCUUUGGAAUCACAUUUGUUAGGAAUACCAGUAGUAGAUGAGAUUCUUAAUGACUGGCGAAAAGAGAACACGACUUUUGUUCCUACAAAAGCAAGUAGGAUAGUCGAAGAAAAGCUUAAAAGUCAUAACCUGGUCAUAGUGGUCGGAAAUUCUGGAUCUGGCAAAUCGGUGAUUAUUCAGCAUAUUGCACUCAAGCAUAAAGAUCAGGGCAGUAAUGUUAUACCAGUGGAUGAAGUUAGAGAAAUAAAAGAGAAAUUUUCGUAUUCGACCGAAAAUGAUACCAUUUUUGUACUGAAUGAUCCUUUAGGUAAAGAAUCUUUGGAUGAAAUUUUGUAUACUUUAUGGAAAAAUUAUCAAAAAACGAUAGAGAUUUGCUUGAAGAAAGUCAAACUACUGGUGUCCUGUAGAAGAUGUGUUCUUUAUGACAAGAGAGUGAAGGGUAUUUUAUUUGAGGAAUCCACCAUAGUAGAAAUUGACAACGAAGAAAAUCGACUAACAAAUGGAGAGAAAAGAGCCAUCCUUAAUCAAUACACACAGAAUAUAAACCUUUCUGAAGAAAUUGUUUUUGAAAUAAUGAAAUCAGAAGCAUACUUCCCACUGCUUUGUAAGCUUUUUUUUUUAGGCCAAAUGACAAGGAAAACGGGCUUGACUUCUUCAAAUCUCCGAAGAGGUUUAUUAAACAAGAAAUUGAUAUGUUCAAGAGAGUAGACAAGAAGAAAUUCUGCACUCUUAUUUUAGUUGUAGCAUUUAAAAACAAUCUGAAAAUAGAAACAAUUGUAAGGAAUGAUGAUUAUAAAAAGAAAUAUAAAGACAUUUUAGGAAUGUGUGAAUUACCAGAAAACACACCAAUCUCGGCCUUCCGCAGUACUCUCCAGGAGCUUAAAGGAUCCUUUGUAAAAUGUGUCGGAAAUUCUUUACAAUUUCUUCACGACUUUAUCAUGGAGAUAACGACUCUGGUGUUUGGUGUUGAUUGUCCACAAGAGACAAUACAGUACGCAGACAGUGGUUUUCUGAGACGUCGAGUGCAGAUAGAAGACGAUACAGAAGAGGAAGAUCGCCAUCCUUUCACUGUUUACCUUCCUGAAGAGUACAUUGAUGAUCUUGUGGACAGGUUUAUCAUUGACAUGCAAACAGAACACCUUGUAGAUGUCUUACUCAAUCCAUGUUUGAGAAAUAAAAGUGUGAUAAGAGACUUUGAAGACAAAAUUGAAUUAUUAAAAAAUCUAUCAAACAUUCUCUCAGGUAUUAACCGGGUUUUAAUAGAUAAAUCAGAGUUUGGAAAACCGUUUAGUGAUUUCAGCAUAUCAAGACUUACUUUUCUUGACUGGAGAGGUAAAUUAUGUCCUUUAGUUGGAUUUAUAGUACUUUGUCAUGAUGAAAUUUCUCUGUCUUUUAUAAGAUGCAUAGACAAAAAUGCAUUGCAGGAUCUUUUAGUUUUUUCUGCCGUGUGUGCUAAUGGAACAUUACCAUUGUUUCAUAGUCUGAGCCUAGAAUACAAAGAAAUGGCUAUAGAAGAACUUUGGGGUUUAUUUUAUCCAAUCCAUAUUGCUUCAGUCUUCCAUAACUAUGAGAUUAUUCCAGAGUUAAUAAGACUCGGUGCUGACGUCAACAUGCUGAGCGCUGGUGAUGUUUGGACUCCAUUAAUUUUGGCAGCAGGGAAUGAUGAAGAACAUUUAAGAGAAGCUGGAAAGAAAACAAAAGAAGGAGAAAGACGUAAUAAAACUAUUUCCUUUUUAUUGAACUAUGGCGCCAAAAUCAACUUAUGUGGCGACGAUGGAAAACCUCCUCUGUGGAUUACUUGUCAAAAGGGAUAUGCAAGCACAGUACAAAUGUUACUGAACAACGGCGCCGACAUAAAUCUAUGUGAUAUCCACAGAGUCAGUCCUCUUUAUAAAGCUUGUCAAAAUGGACAUGAUAACACGGUUCAACUGUUACUGAACAGCGGUGCCAACAUCAAUUUAUGUGAUAAUAACGGAGCAAGUCCUCUUUAUAUAGCUUGUUAUAAUGGACAUGAUAACACGGUACAACUAUUAUUGAACAAUGGAGCCGACAUCAUUUUAAGUGAUAAUGAUGGAUUCAGUCCUCUUUGUAUAGCUUGUUAUAAUGGACAUGAUAGCACAAUACAACUGUUAAUAAACAACGGUGCCGACAUCAAUUUAUGUAACAAGUAUGGAGCCAGUCCUCUUCAUAUAGCUUGUCAAAAUGGAAUUGAUAGUACGGUACAACUGUUACUGAACAACGGUGCCGAAAUCAAUUUAUGUGAUGAGAAUGGAGACAGUCCUCUUUAUACAGUGCAGGGAACUAAUUUUCUUGUCAUAAUGGACAUGAUAGCACGUCCCCUUUAUGUCGCUUGUCAUAAUGGACAUGAGAGCACGGUACAACUGUUACUAAACAACGGUGCUGACAUCAAUUUGUGUGAUAAUGAAGGAGCCAGUCCUCUUUAUAUAGCUUGUUUUAAGGGACAUGAUAGAACUGUACAACUGUUACUGAACAAUGGUGCCGACAUCAAUUUACGUAAUUAG